UUUUUUAUCAUUUGAACGCAAAGCACUGAUAUUCAUGCUCACAGUCAGUUUCUCAAGUGCAGCGUGAACAGGCAAGACGAGGGAUAAACCUUCAGUUUCCAUCCGUCACCCAAAUUACGAGAAACAUGUUUCUCUUGAAUAUCUGCAUCUAUGCCAGCCUCAUGCUGUCCCUCCCUCAGUGUACACAUCAGUCAUGCACAGAGGGGACACCCAGGCAGUGUGUAGAUGCAGAAUUUGCUCCAGGUACCAAUUUGGCCGGGGAAGGCUUUGAUAUCACCAAAAUGGAACGUAAGGGGGCCUUUGUGCUUGACAUGAAUCGAUGGAAACGCAAGGACAAAACAUGCACCCUGUGCAGCAACCCCUACCUGGAGAACAAAAAGCAAAAGCUCCCCUUGUCAGUGGUGGACUGGAGACCAAAGCAGUCCUGCAACAUGAAAGUAGCCAGUGCGCUCCACCGGUCCAGUGAGUCCCUGGUCAGUUCCAGCACCUCUUCUGUGGAUAACAACUGGCAGGCCAAUCUAGACGUUAAUGUGGGUAAAAAGGGUGCCUCGUUGAUGCUAGCUGGUACCCAUUCUAAAUUGGCUGAAUACUCCAUGGAAAAAACAAAGAAUGACAAGUUCAGCUUCACAAGCCACAGCAUGUCCUGUGAGUACUACAGCUACAGAGUGUCCAGCACUCACAAGUUGCACAGGGAAUUUUAUAAAGCAGUCAAACAGCUCCCCAAAAUCUACAGCCCUGAAUCCAAGCAACAGUUUUACAAACUGAUAGACAACUUUGGCACCCAUUACAUCACCAAGGUGAAGUUGGGAGGAAGAGUUCAAUCUGUGACCAGCAUCAGGCAGUGCCAGGCCAGCCUGCAGGGCCUCAGUGUGGAGGAGGUGCAGAUGUGCCUGGAAGUUGAGGCGUCAGCCAGCAUCAAAGCUACAGUAAAAGCUCAAACAAAACACUGCCAGAAGGACAUGGACAAGAUGGAAAUGAAGACAUCCUUCUCCGGCCUCUUCAACGACAGGUUCACAGAAAUAAAGGGGGGCCAUACCAUGGAGCCGGACCUUCUAUUCUCUGCUGACAAGGAUCCAUCAGCCUACAAAGAAUGGCUGAACACACUACCACAGAAUCCAGACAUAGUCUCAUACUCCCUGGACUCACUGCAUGAGUUACUGCCCACUAACAGCCCUGUCCACAAGAACUUGCGCUCAGCCAUUAGCCAUUACAUCCUGGAAAGGGGUCUGUGGAAGAACUGCAGUGACCACUGUCAGGCCGGCAUCAAGAGCGACCCACGAGAUACCUGUGUCUGCCAAUGCCACAAUGACCCUGCUGUAAACCAAGACUGCUGCCCAACCCGUAAGGGUAUGGCGCGGGUCAUCAUAACUGUACAACGGGCCUCUGGUCUGUGGGGAGACCACACCACAGAAACGGACGGCUAUGUGAAGGUGUCCAUCAAUGGGAUAAUGGUCCGGCGUACUCCUGUCAUUUACAACAACAAUAAUCCACAUUGGGCCACGAUUGUCGACCUGGGCACCCAGGAUUUGUCUUCAGGAAAUAUAGUGAAAUUUGAAGUGUGGGAUGAGGACAACAAGUGGGACGACGACCUGCUGGGACAAUGUGAGCAAUCUCUGUCUGCUGGAGUCAAAGAGGAUCUCUGCAACCUGCAUCAUGGCCAGCUGUUCUACAAAUUGGCGGUGAAAUGUGCUCCAAGUCUGAGUGGAGCUACAUGCAAAGAUUAUAAACCUUCACCUAUGAGUCAAAGUCUGAAAAGGUUGUAUGUGUCCCGUCAUGCACAUCCUGUUCCAAAGGCCAUCCUCUUAGAGAUGGGUGUGUUUGUGAAUGAAACAAGUUCACAGAGAAAUCAGAGUCUUACUCAAGGUUUUUCCUGCAUUGAGAAUGACAAGGCGGCUGACACUGUCAAAUUUCAUGGUGCCUCCAGCUCUCCAGAAAACUCUGAAUGGUAUCGCAAUGGAAAACAGUGUUUUCUGGGAAGUGUUGCGCUUGGUGGAUUUCUAUCAUUUCUAACUGCAAUCGCAGCAUUACGCCGAUAUAGUGGCACUGUCGUAAUUCGCACAGUCCACCGGGAAAGCACCACCAAAACUGCAAAAGAGGAAGAAAAGAUCAAUCUGAUUUGGACUGCAGAAAAGCAGGGGCCAGUCCAGUUCGGUGCGCCAUAGUGUUUCCGCUUAUAACAUUUUUGCCACCAAAAAAAAGAAAAAAGAAAAAAGUCACUGAAGAAAACAAAACUAUUUUUCCUGCUGUUUAAUGAUAGUUUUAUAUCAUCAAUUGGAGUUUAUUAAUGCCAUUGCAAACAGCAGCCAAAUUCUGGGUUUCUUUAGCUACUCCACACUUCUCUACAAGUGUGCCUGAACAUCUUGUACCGAGACUAUAACAUCUAACGACAACUGUAAAACAUUAUUCAUUAUAAUAUAUAACAGCAUGACUGCCACCUAUACUGAUAAAAGCAAAUACAUUUUACAAAAGGAAGUAAAAUUAUCAAAUUA
This is a messenger RNA of Epinephelus lanceolatus (giant grouper), 2489 nucleotides long. RefSeq names its product perforin-1-like. Gene Ontology annotation, cellular component: membrane. Lineage: Eukaryota; Metazoa; Chordata; Actinopteri; Perciformes; Serranidae. Gene Ontology annotation, molecular function: calcium ion binding; wide pore channel activity; pore-forming activity. Gene Ontology annotation, biological process: defense response to virus; immunological synapse formation; T cell mediated cytotoxicity. The record is from RefSeq and is a predicted model, not a curated record.